Molecule: messenger RNA, 1149 nt
Organism: Sporothrix schenckii 1099-18
Lineage: Eukaryota; Fungi; Ascomycota; Sordariomycetes; Ophiostomatales; Ophiostomataceae
Exons: 4
Coding region: 1-1149 (382 amino acids)
Biological process (GO): termination of RNA polymerase III transcription; DNA-templated transcription
Cellular component (GO): RNA polymerase III complex
Molecular function (GO): zinc ion binding; nucleic acid binding; DNA-directed RNA polymerase activity
Source: RefSeq, a predicted model, not a curated record
AUGCUUCUCUUCUGCCCCUGCUGCGCCAACAUCUUGACGGUGUCGGCACACCCAGAGACGGGCCGCAACCGGCUCGAGUGCCGCACAUGCCCGUACGAGUACGCCAUUGCGACGCCACUCUUCAGCCGCCGCGAGUUUGUACGCAAGGAGAAGGAGGACGUGUUCGGCGGCCCGGGCGCGUGGGACAAUGCGCAAAAGACCAAGGUGCAGUGCCCGGCAGACGGCUGCGACGGCGGCGAGGCAGCGUUCUUCCAGGUGCAGAUCCGGUCGGCCGACGAGCCGAUGACGAGUUUCUUCAAGGUACUUUUCGGCAGCCAGGUGCUGCAGAUAGUAGGGGUUGGCGAGACAGGCAACAAACUCGCACUCAAUCUCGAAACGCGUCUGCAAGACAUCAGUGGUGGCGCCGUUAGCGGCCGUCGGCAGCGAGGGCGGCUCGUUGUUGCCGAAAGCAGAAGCCAUCGUCGGAGGAGAGAUAUCGUUGUGUGGAUUGUCGGCGUAUUGGGUGAUCUCUGGCUCGGAUUGCGCGCGAUGCUGAGCUGUGCAGGAAUGAAGGAGCUGUGGCAGUUGACGAGACGCGGUGCUCAGAAUUGGCCAAUCAUCGUCACCCAUUCUUUGUCCUUGUUGCACUCAGUCUUGCUUCUUCGUGGCGCCGUCGCUGGUAAAGUCCACGCCCAGCCCCAGAACAAACAACAGGCGCGCCAGCAGCGGCGGCGCCGUCGUCCAAAACACCAUCCAGUCGGCGCCUGUCCACUGCGCCACAUCGGCCCAGGCGGCCCACCCGCCCAGGGCCUGCGCGCAGCCGUGGGCGUAGGCGGCGUCGCUCAGCAGCAUGCCCAUACACAGCCAGCGCCAGAGGCGGGUGUCGUUUGGAUACAGGCGCAGGACGAUGGCUUCGACAAAGGCAAAGUAGAGCCAGCCACCGCCGAGCUGGGUGUAGAGAAAGGCGGCGGCGUCGCCCUGGUCGGCCGGGUAGGCGAUGGAGUGGCGGGUCAUGGUAGAGAGGUAGCUGUCCGGGUCGCGGAAGACGAGGAGUGCGCCAUUGAAGGCGAAGAAGGGCUCGAGGGUGUUCAACAUGAGCCGGUACAGCCAGUGGAUAGGCGAUGCGCCAGCGGUGGCGGCGGAAGUCUGCGUACUGGCCAUUGCUGGUGA